AACCAGUUCAUUAGAGGCAGAAAAUUAAAAAGCCAACGAUAUUUCAGUGUUUUACAUGUACAGUCUUAGAUUUGCUACCGUUGAACAAAGAAAAUGGAUUCCGCUUUAGAGGAAAGACUGGCGAGAAUAGAAAUGAAACUGGAUAACCUUCUGUCACAAAGAAAGAGUAUUUCCAAGCCAAAAAGGGUACAUGCUCAAUUUUCGUCACAACACAAACACGCCCUCAGAAAAGUCCACAAGAGACUGAUGGAAGAUUUUCACCUUGAAUCAGAAAUAGACAAUCUUGUUCAACACGAUGUGAUUGGAUUGGAAACAUGGCACGAAAUAAAAUGCUUAGGAAGCAGAGCCAACCAGUUGAGAAUGUUCUUACUUAAACUGGGGUCCUACGAUACAACGAAAUUUGAAGCCUUUCUUGACGUUCUAAAAGAAUCGCACAUUCACAUAGCAGAGGAGCUGAUGAGUUAUAUGACCGAAACAAAAGAAAAUGAUGAUAUAUUGUAUGAGGAGGACCGAGUGGACAUAUUCUGUAUAAGAUGUGAAAUUUCAAGACGAGUUCAACCUGAAGAGGUCAUCGAUGAGUUGUUUUCAAGUGGAAUUAUUGGUGCCACAGCACUUCGAAAAUACAUCGAACCGAAAUCGGAGUUCAAAGGCAGUAAGGUGUGGAAGUACGUCUUUGAUAAUUUGAAAAAAUUACAGAAAAACGAUAUCAAUGUUUCCAAAAUGAUGCAAGAAGUUCUCGCAAAGAAAUAUUCUAAUAUCGCAAGAAGUCUUCAGUUUCGUAUGAAGUGUUCUUGGGAUUGCACUUGCGAGGCAGUGGAUCCGCCUACGCAAGGGCGUCUCCACUCUAUAAGUGAUGCUAGCUCUGUCAUCGCUCGAAAAUGCGAUACCCGUUCGAAUACCCCCGAGAUUUUGUUUGAGACUCCAUUUUCUAACCAGAAAUCGGAAGGACAAUCAACACAACCAGAAGUUAAGAUAGUGUCACCUCUCCAAAUCCAAAAUCCAGAAAUUGUAGUCACUGCAGAAGAAAGUGUGCCGGAUAAUUGGAGCAGGACGGAGUCAGGGUAUUUCGAUGUAGACAAUGAGGAUCCCUCAUUAACCAUUGCACCAAAAACAAUUACAUGUACAAAAAAGAACACGGAACAACUACUAAGACCUCCCCAACCUGAAUGCAACACAGAAAGCAUCGUUCAUAUUUCAAAUACUGGUCAACGAAAAGAAGACAGACACGAUGGAAUCAUUUACAAAAACCCAUGCUUUGAUGAUUUUAUAGAUUCAAUUGCUGGCCAUGCUGAAAUACACACAAAAAUUGACCCUGAAAACGGAAAAAUUUUGAAGAAGUUCUUCUCUAAAAGACAGAUGGAUGGUGAAUCGAGCGAGUCUAUGGUUUGAUUGUACGUUUAAGUUACCUCUGCUGACUCAUUAAAUGAAACUUCUAAAAGAAAGAAUCAUGGCAAUCGGGCAAAAUCGGAUAUAAAAGUCAUCAUAAAGGAAUGAUUGAUGUCAUUUAUGUUUAACUUAUUGAAUUAUUUCUCUUAUUUUAUCCAUUCUGUGGAAAUA
Saccostrea cuccullata (small rock oyster) is the source of this 1557-nucleotide messenger RNA. RefSeq lists its product as uncharacterized. The transcript is spliced from 3 exons. The coding region runs from base 94 to 1389 and encodes 431 amino acids. Gene Ontology annotation, biological process: regulation of apoptotic process. Lineage: Eukaryota; Metazoa; Mollusca; Bivalvia; Ostreida; Ostreidae. The record is from RefSeq and is a predicted model, not a curated record.